AUGUAUAAACUUAACUUACAAUUAAAUUUAUUUUUAAUCUUUACUUUUAGUUUUAUCACCUGGGAAGUUAACUCUGAGUCAACAUCCAAUGGACCAUAUCCAUUAGUGAUGAUCCCCGGAACAGCUGGCUGUCAAGCUUUUGCUGUGCUGAAGAAUGAUCCCAAUCAUAAGGCGCUACCUGUAUGGUUAAAUUUGGAAUUUUUUGCAUUUAUAAAACAUUUUACUGAGUAUUUUAAAUUACAGUAUGAUCCCAAAACUGGUCACAGUUAUGAUGCUGAAGGUGUUGACAUUAUUUUUCCAGGAUGGGGUGAAACAUGGUCAAUUGAGAAUCUAGAUGAAACACCAAAUAUGUUUUCUGAAUAUUUUGGUUCAUUGGUCCAUGCUCUAAGAAAAGAUCCGUUUUAUGUAUCCAAUUUCACAAUGAGAGGCGCACCAUAUGAUUUUAGAAAAGCCCCAAAUGAAAACGGUGAAUUUUUCAAUAAAUUAAAAGCCUUGAUCGAGGAAACUUAUGAAAAUGCAAAACAAAGACCAGUUGUCCUACUACCACACAGUAUGGGAUGCUUAUUUGCUCAGUGGUUUCUGAAAAAAUGCGAUAUUCCAUGGAAAAAGAAGUAUAUAAAAUCUCUGGCGUUUUCCAGCUGUCCAUUUGGGGGUUCUGUAAAAACAGUGAAGAUUGAAGCUAGUGGUGAUAACUUUGGGGUAUUUCUACGUAGUCCAUUAAGUUUUCGACACAUUCAACGUUCUAUGCCAUCUCUUCCUUUCUUAUUUCCUGAUUCUCGUUUAUGGCCAUCAUCGGAGCCACUUAUUAUCACACCUACAACAAACUAUAGCUCAUCUGAUUACGAGCGUUUCUUCAGAGAUAUAAAUUACACUAUUGGCUACCAAAUGUGGAAAGAUACUCACUUCCUUGUUGAUGGAUUGGAAAUGCCUACUGGUAUUGAUGAUAUUCAUUGUAUUCAUGGUUCACGUUUAUCCACUACCGAAAAAAUUUCCUAUUCCGCACCCAGUUAUUUUUAUAAUGGUUUCCCAGAUCAAGUACCUUUAUUAAUUCCUGGUGACGGAGAUGGAACAGUCGGCAUACGAAGUUUAGAAUACUGCAAAAAUUGGCCUGGAAUUAAAUAUUACAUAUUACCUGGAGCUGAGCACGUUCGUAUUCUUAGCGAUAUAAGACAUAUUAACAUUAUUCUCAAAAUUCUUAAUGCAAAUAUAACUUAUGGGUAA
This is a messenger RNA of Schistosoma spindalis, 1221 nucleotides long. NCBI's taxonomy places the organism in Eukaryota, Metazoa, Platyhelminthes, Trematoda, Strigeidida, Schistosomatidae. The record is from the annotation of a GenBank genome assembly.